AUGGCCCUUUCAUCGAAUUGUGUUUUCGUGAAAGAAAUUGAAUUUCUUCACUGCCCAUUUAUUACCCAAUUCGGCAUUGAAUUUGUUAUGCGUAACAGUCCUAACUUGUGUUCUGUGUCAGUUGAUGGAAUUCAAAUUCCGAGUCCUCUGUAUAUGAAUGUUAUAGAUUUUGCUUUUGCAAGAGGUUUAUCCUCUGUUGAAAUUCACGAAUCAGUUAUUUCUGAUGAACUUCUUCAUUCGCUUGCAAAGGCUGGUAUUCCUUUAAGGCGAUUCACUCUUGCUUAUUGUUCGAAUUUCACAUUCUUUGGAAUCUUGUCGAUUUUGUCCACGUACCAGUCUCUUGAAUACUUGGCCUUUAUAGAUGUAGGGUUCCUCACUGAUAAGCACAUGAGUGAUUUAUGUCGGUAUCUUUGCACUCUAAUCACAAUAAAGCUCAAGUUAUGCUCCAAGCUAACUGAUUCAACCUUCUUCACCCUUGCAAAGAACUGUCCUUUUCUGAAGGAUAUUGAUAUGGAGAGGGCAAAUCUUGGGGGAGGAGAUGGCACAGCAGAUAUUGUGAAGAACUCACGAAUUAUGUCACUGAAUUUGGCAUAUAAUUCAAAUCUGAGUGAUGAAUGUCUUAGAAAACUUGCUUCAAUCUGCCCCAAUGUAGAGCUGCUUGACGUGUCCUCUUGUUUGGGUAUAACAGAAAAAGGCGUUGCUGAAUUUUUGAAGGGUGACUCCAAGAUUCGGCAUUUGCAUAUCAAUGAUUGUCUGGGGAUUAAGAAUAUUGGAACUGGUUUUGAACUUCCCAAAUUGGAGGUUUUGCAAGCAGCAAGGUCAGGGAUUGAUGAUGAAGGGCUGGCAAUAAUAGGGAAUAGAUGUUGCAGGCUCUUGAAUUUUGAUUUGGAGGGUUGCGUGGGAGCGACGAAAGUAGGGUUAAUGGAAAUCUUCACGAAUUGCAAAAUAUUGAGGGAGAUAAAUUUGAACGGCUGUGUUAACGUGAGUACAGUAUUUGUAGAUUGGAUGGUGUUUUCAAAGCCAUCGUUAAGGAAAUUAGUCCCGCCACGUUUAUCUUUGAUUACUGAAAGCCAGAGGGAACUUUUCUUGCGCCAUGGAUGUCUUGUUUGUGAUGGUUAUUCUUCUAAAAGUGUUUUGGAAAAUGCCCUGGGUGGUGGUUCUGCAGUUGGUUAA
This is a messenger RNA of Camellia sinensis, 1173 nucleotides long. The record is from RefSeq and is a predicted model, not a curated record. NCBI's taxonomy places the organism in Eukaryota, Viridiplantae, Streptophyta, Magnoliopsida, Ericales, Theaceae.